Messenger RNA from Erinaceus europaeus (western European hedgehog), 5585 nucleotides. RefSeq names its product sterile alpha motif domain containing 4A (gene SAMD4A). Bases 583 to 2742 code for a protein of 719 amino acids. The transcript is spliced from 13 exons. Gene Ontology annotation, cellular component: P-body. The record is from RefSeq and is a predicted model, not a curated record. Gene Ontology annotation, molecular function: translation repressor activity; mRNA binding; protein binding. Gene Ontology annotation, biological process: negative regulation of translation; nuclear-transcribed mRNA poly(A) tail shortening; regulation of mRNA stability. Lineage: Eukaryota; Metazoa; Chordata; Mammalia; Eulipotyphla; Erinaceidae.
CCCGCGCCGCCCGCCCGGACGGCAUGGCCCGCGGCCCGCGCUCCGGGCGCCCCCAGCCUCGCUGAGAGCCGCCGCGGCUCCGGACCCGAAGGGGGGACCCCGAGCCGCCGGGAUGAGCCGCGCCGAGUUGUGAUCGCAGCUCGGGAAAGCGGGUGUGAAGGGUCCGAGCUGCCGCCCAGCAGGGGAGAGACCCCUGGACGCCGGAAAUAACCAUCCCGAAGCUGCGAGAAGGGGCGGGAAAGGAAAGAGCUUCUGCAUUCAGUUUGUGUGUCUUGUGGGGAAUUUUAAAAAAAUCAUCAUCAUCAUCAUCAUCAUCAUCAUUAUAAAAAAAGAAACAUUUCGGUGCCACUGUCUGUCAUCAUCUCUGGGGAAAUCAGCCAGAACCACCGGAACGUCACAGAAACCAGACGAGGGAGGCAGGAACCGAGGCAGUACCUGCAAGCGCCCGGGCACCAGAUCCACCUUGGAAUCGGGACCGCGUCUCCGGUGGCCUCGGGGCUGCAGCUCCAAACUUUGGAGGCGGGCGGGGCAAGACUGGGGCGCCCAGGGGGUGAUCUGUAGACUGAGGGCUGCCCCCUAACCAUGAUGUUUCGCGACCAGGUCGGGGUGCUGGCGGGCUGGUUUAAGGGCUGGAACGAGUGCGAGCAGACUGUUGCGCUGCUGUCGUUGCUCAAGCGCGUGAGCCAGACCCAGGCCCGCUUCCUCCAGCUCUGCCUGGAGCACUCGCUGGCCGACUGCGCCGAACUGCACGUUCUGGAAGGAGAGGCCAACAGCCCGGGAAUCAUUAGCCAAUGGCAACAGGAAUCCAAGGAUAAAGUGAUUUCCCUCCUGUUAACUCACCUGCCUUUGCUGAAGCCAGGAAACCUCGACGCAAAAGUAGAGUAUAUGAAACUGCUGCCCAAAAUCCUGGCUCACUCUAUUGAACACAACCAGCACAUUGAGGAGAGCAGGCAGCUGCUGUCCUAUGCUUUGAUACAUCCAGCCACUUCCUUGGAAGAUCGCAGUGCUUUAGCCAUGUGGCUGAAUCACUUGGAGGACCGCACGUCCACCAGCUUCAGUGGUGGCCAGAGCCGAGGCCGCUCGGACUCUGUGGAUUAUGGGCAGACACACUACUAUCACCAAAGACAGAACUCCGACGACAAGCUCAAUGGGUGGCAGAACUCUCGGGAUUCUGGAAUUUGCAUCAACGCCUCCAACUGGCAGGACAAAAGCCUGGGGUGUGAGAACGGCCAUGUGCCCCUCUAUUCCUCCUCAUCUGUCCCUACCACAAUCAAUACGAUUGGAACCAGCACAAGUACAAUUCUCUCAGGCCAGGCACACCACAGUCCUUUGAAACGAUCUGUGUCCCUUACCCCACCCAUGAAUGUGCCAAACCAGCCUCUAGGACAUGGAUGGAUGUCUCAUGAGGAUUUACGAGCUAGAGGACCCCAGUGCCUCCCAUCCGAUCAUGCCCCCCUGUCUCCACAAAGCAGUGUAGCCUCUUCAGGAAGUGGUGGGAGUGAACACUUAGAAGAUCAGACCACUGCUCGUAACACAUUCCAAGAAGAAGGUAGUGGUAUGAAAGAUGUUCCAGCCUGGCUCAAAAGCCUCCGUCUGCACAAGUAUGCUUCACUUUUCUCCCAGAUGACCUACGAGGAGAUGAUGGCCCUCACUGAGUGCCAGCUGGAGGCUCAGAAUGUAACCAAAGGUGCAAGACACAAAAUUGUCAUCAGUAUUCAGAAGCUCAAAGAAAGACAAAACCUCCUGAAGUCUUUGGAAAGGGACAUCAUCGAAGGGGGCAAUUUGCGCAUCCCACUCCAGGAACUGCACCAGAUGAUCCUGACGCCCAUCAAGGCCUACAGCUCCCCAACUACCACCCCUGAGGCUCGCCGCAGGGAGGCCCAAACCUCCCACCCAUCCUCCAUGAUGGGACCUGAGAGCCAGAACCCUGAUGGCAAAGACAGUGCCUCGGCCUCUGGCACGUCAGCCACCACUUCAGCUGGGGCCAGUGGCGGGCUGCAGCCACACCAGCUGAGCAGCUGUGAUGGGGAGCUGGCUAUCGCUCCACUGCCAGAGGGGGAUCUCCCAGGGCAGUUCACCCGUGUGAUGGGGAAAGUGUGCACUCAGCUCUUGGUCUCCAGACCUGAUGAGGAAAACAUAAGUUCCUAUUUACAACUCAUAGACAAGUGUCUAAUUCAUGAGGCAUUUACAGAGACACAGAAAAAAAGAUUGUUGUCAUGGAAACAGCAGGUGCAGAAGCUCUUUCGGUCUUUCCCUCGGAAAACCCUUCUAGACAUAUCAGGAUAUCGACAGCAAAGAAACCGCGGUUUUGGGCAGUCCAAUUCCCUCCCAACAGCCAGCUCCAUGGGUGGCGGCAUGGGCAGACGGAACCCACGCCAGUACCAGAUACCCUCUCGGAACGUCCCUUCCGCCCGCCUGGGGCUCCUGGGCACUAGUGGAUUUGUCAGCUCUGCACAGCGCAACACUGCAGCCAACCCCACCAUCAUGAAACAAGGAAGACAGAACCUCUGGUUUGCCAACCCUGGGGGCAGCAACAGCAUGCCAAGCCGCACCCACAGCUCAGUGCAGAGGACCCGCUCACUGCCUGUGCACACUUCUCCACAGAACAUGCUCGUGUUCCAGCAGCCAGAAUUCCAGCUUCCUGUAACUGAACCUGACAUCAACAACAGACUUGAGUCUCUGUGCCUCAGUAUGACCGAGCAUGCCCUGGGAGACGGGGUUGACCGCACCUCCACAAUCUAGAAGCUGAAGAUGAGAGUGACUGCGCUGGCCGUGAAAUCGACUGCUGCGGGUCCAGUGUCAACCAUCUUCAGGGUUGCACAGAAUCCUCCAAGAUCCUUUGCAGCCUAGUUUCCCCCUGGUCCCUCUCCCAUUUUGAUUUUGUGAGAGCGUAGGUCGUCCUUGUAAACAUAUCAGUAGACCUGGGAUUGGUUAUUCUGUCAUUUGUUUCUGUCAUAAGAUGGCUUAGUGUUUGGGAGUGGGGAAGGGGAUCUCUAAGGAAACAUAAAGGCCAGGAGAGAACUGAGGGAAUGCAGGUUUCCUGGAUGAAAAGGGAAGAAAAAAAAAAAAAAAGAAAGGAAGGAAGGAAGGAAGGAAGGAAGGAAGGAAAGAAAAGAAAAGAAAAGAAAAAAGAGAAGAGAAAAGAAAAGAAAAAAAAGGAAAGGGCAAGCUCCACCAUGAAAGUGAGAAGAAUGGUGCAAGAGGAAGACAGACUCAGCAGCCCUGGGUGCCCUUUCAGAGAACCUGCCCCCACUGUCGAGGCCUAGCAGGACAUCUUGGCUCCCAGAGACCAAAACAAGAUGGCGGCUCGCCCUUCUCGGUCUCAAACCCUGAGUGAAUUCCCCCUGAGGCCCUUGCUGGAAAUCCAGCCCAGGAGAGGGCCAUGUGGGACAAGAAGGGAGAAAUCCCCUCCAACAAAAUUUCAGAUAGACUUUGAUUUGUGCAUUGUUUACAUAAUAAUUUUAAAGGGUACAUAAUGUGUAGAGGGCUUGGGAUUGAACUUUCACUUCCUACUAUUUUUUUUUAAAGAUUUGGUAAUAUAAAUUCAUCCCUUACCCCCCACGUUUUUAUAAUUACAGCAGGGUUGUCAUUUAAAAAUGGCUCUCAAGCUCUGCUUCUUGGGAAGAUGAAUGCUGUCACAUGGAGCUGGGCCAUCCAUCUGUGCCCAUGGGUGGGAGGGAUGUGUAAGUGGAUCUGAAACAGGAGGAUGUGGCAGGAGCCCUCAGAGCACUGAGCAGCACAGGACAGUGGCACUACACGAUCAGUUAUGGAUUGGCUUGUGGGCCACCUAGAGAUUUGUAACCAAUCCUGCUGCCCCUUUCUAAGCUUGAUUUGCUUCCUGCCCAGAGAUCUCUCCUCCUCCCCUCACCACCAUGGACUUUCAUCCUCCCUGGCACCACAUGCACACAGGUGGGUACAGGUUCCACUGGAAAAGACCAUGUCAAACGUGGUCCCCCCAGUCCCCCACCACACCAAGUCUCUUGCAAGAGGCCUUAAUGCCCAGAUGAUGAGCUCCAAACACUGCUUAUGGUGGCAGGGGAGGGAGGCUACUUGCAGGCACCUGAGCCUGGGGCCACAUGCCCUUGGCUGGUCCUGUGCUGAGGGAGAGGAGAGCAGGCCCAGCAACCUGGUAGAAAAGGUGGAUUAGCAAGUGACAGGAAGAGUGCGUGGGGAGAUGAUGGGGGGUGGUGAUAGAAAAUGUGGGAAAAGUCAAGCUCCUGACGGAAACAAUGGUUCUAUCCACAGGGAUUUGCUGUGAUUUAGCCAUCCACACAGAAGGGAAGUAAAACCAUUCAUUACAUUAUGAGAGAUUAACAAACUAUGCUACCACAAAGUGAUAGCUCUAUUUCUUAAGGGCAAGAAAGACUGUUUCAGAAUUUGGUGCAGUGGAGGGUAUUCGAGGAAAUCAAAGAGGAAUUGUGCUCUGCACUGGAAAAUUGGGUUGUGUAAAUGAUAGUAUGAAUGCUCAGCCAGAGGCAUGAUCUGGGGUGGGGUGCAUGAGGCCUGUUUAUUACACAGAUGAGUCUGCUGCCUUUUUUUUUUUUUUAAAGCAAAGUCAGAGACAAAAUUAGAGAGCUCAGACCAUGAAAAACUACAGCACUUGCUUAUGGCAAUUUAACAAAGAAAAGUUAAUGAGUAAAUAUAGAUCUUAAAAUCCUUAAUACAAUCCAAACAACUUUCGAAAUUAAAAAUACAAGUUCAACUCAGCCUUGAAUAUUGUAACAAAGCACUGAAGGUCCUUCUAAGGUGGGAGGAAAUGGGAAGAUCUUAAUAACCGGUAGGGAACUUUCAGCAAAGACUUAAAGCAGAAUCUGAUGUGUUGUACUAAAAAAAAAAAAAAAUUCUCCUAAAAAUGCAAAUCUAACAGGCAGAAAGAGGCAGCAUUCUUAGUCAUUGCUUUUUAACCAAGUGCCAUUACUGUCUCUCACACACCGUUUUUCCUAAACAAACCCCGUCUUAGUUGGGGGUGGGGGGUGGGGGCUUGAGAUGGAUAGUCACAUAGAAGGCAAGAAAAAAGAUCACAAAUGUUGAAGGCUAAAGGUAAGACCAGAGGGCUUGUGGAAGUUUUUUUUUUGUUUUUUUGUUUUUUUUGGAUGCUAAGGAAGUUAAUAAAGAGAAGAGGAAAAACAAUGGUAUUAAAAAGGUAUUAUAGUGAAAGUGUUCAGAUCUGCUGCAAAACAUGUAUGUCCAUAGAGACCUGGAUUGUUCAGAAAACAGAUUGUGAACGCAAUCACACUAGCAUGAAUCCUUCAAAAGGAAAACCUUAAAGUAUUUGCAAAUCGGACUUUCUAUUUAUUCCUUCACUGACUAUAGAAACAGUGGUUAUCUGAUUAUUAGAGAUAUUAUUUUGGAUAUGUUAUUAACUUGCUAUGGCUGGUAACCAUGAUAAAGUCUGUUAUUAAUAACAACAUAAUUCUUUUGUAAGGAAAAAAAAAAGGAAAAGCUUAUUUUUCAUCGACUGUAUAGUUUUACCUACUUAGUUUUGUUUUGCUAUUAGUGUUUCAGUUUUUUUUAGGAGCCUGUUCCCUCCCUCCCCACCUUGUUUUGAGUCCUGUGUUGACUGCAGGUAUACAGCUCAAUUUAAA